GGGUAGGCGUGGCUUAAAAUCCAGCGAGCACCAUUCUCCUAUCACUGGUGUAGGGUGACCGGCGCUGGCAUUUGGCACUUUAACAAACCAAUCUCCGUGGAAAGUAUGAUAAGUUUUGUGUGAUAAGAUUAACUUUGUGUGUCAAAGAGCGUUUUUACGGUACGACUGGGCUUCCACAUGAGCAUACAAGAUGGAGUCGCUGCUCUACCUCGGUUUUACGGCGCUUCUUUUGCUCCUCCUGUGGGUCCAAGUGAAAGGUGUCGACUACGUGAUAGUUCACCAGCGGUGGAUAUUCGUGUGCUUGUUUCUGCUGCCUCUGUCUGUCGUUUUCGACGUGUACUUUUAUGUGCGAGCAUGGCUCAUCUUCAAGAUGUGCUCGGCGCCCAAACUGCACGAACAGCGCGUGCGUGACAUCCAGAGACAGGUGCGCGAGUGGAGGACGGAAGGUAGCAAGGGCUUCAUGUGCACCGGCCGACCCGGCUGGCUCACAGUGUCCCUACGGGUGGGCAAGUACAAGAAGACCCACAGGAACAUCACCAUCAAUAUGAUGGACAUCCUGGAGGUGGACACCCAAAAGCAGGUGGUGCGAGUGGAGCCCUUGGCCAACAUGGGUCAGGUGACGGCACUCCUCACCUCCAUUGGUUGGACUCUACCUGUGCUCCCUGAACUGGAUGACCUCACCGUGGGUGGUUUGGUGAUGGGCACCGGCAUCGAGUCGUCCUCUCACAUUCACGGCCUCUUCCAGCACAUCUGCGUGGCCUACGAGCUGGUGCUGGCUGACGGCAGCUUUGUGCGCUGCAGUGAGGACGAGAACACGGACCUCUUCCACGCCGUGCCGUGGUCCUGCGGCACUCUUGGCUUCCUGGUGGCGGCUGAGAUCAAAAUCGUCCCCGCCAAGCCGUGGGUGAAGCUGCGCUACGAGCCGGUGCGAGGCCUCGACAACAUCUGCCGUCGCUUCGCCGAGGCGUCGCGAGACAAGCGCAACACUUUUGUGGAGGGCAUCCAGUACACGCUGGACUCCGCCGUCAUCAUGACGGGCAGCAUGAGCGAGCACGCCGAGCCCGACAAGAUCAACAGAAUCGGACUGCACUUCAAACCGUGGUUCUUCAAACACGUGGAGGGCUACCUGAUGGGCGGCAAAGACGGCGUGGAGUACAUCCCCCUCAGACAAUACUACCACAGACACACACGCAGCAUCUUCUGGGAGCUCCAGGAUAUCAUUCCCUUCGGCAACCACCCGGCGUUCCGCUGGCUCUUUGGCUGGAUGGUCCCGCCCAAGAUUUCCCUGCUGAAACUCACGCAGGGAGAAACCAUCCGGCGUCUGUACGAGCAGCACCACGUGGUCCAGGACAUGCUGGUACCUAUGAAGGACUUGCACUCUGCCAUCACAUGCUUCCACCAGGACAUCCAGGUUUACCCUCUCUGGCUCUGCCCGUUCCUCCUACCACCCGGCAGGGGCAUGGUCCACCCCAAAAGUGACGAGGAGGAACUGUACGUGGACAUCGGUGCCUACGGCGAGCCCAAAGUCAAACACUUUGAGGCAACGGCGUCGACGAGGCGGCUGGAGAAGUUUGUUCGAGACGUCCACGGGUUCCAGAUGCUGUACGCCGACGUCUACAUGGACCGCGACGAGUUCUGGGAAAUGUUUGAUGGGCGGCUGUAUCAGAAAUUGAGAGAGGAGCUCGGCUGCAAGGACGCUUUCCCUGAAGUUUACGACAAAAUUUGUAAAGCCGCCAGACACUGAUCUUCUGCGGCGGCAGGUUGGGAUCGUGUCCCCAUCAAAUGUGACAUAUGUUGAUCAUCUACCGUCAAGUUGUAACGUGCCUGCGUGUUAAAAAAAGUUUGACAAACAUUUUUUGAAAAUAGAUAACAAGGUCCAAUUUUUAUAACAGUGUUUUAAUCAAUAAAAAUUUAAAAUGUA
Messenger RNA from Syngnathus acus (greater pipefish), 1921 nucleotides. RefSeq names its product 24-dehydrocholesterol reductase (gene dhcr24). Gene Ontology annotation, molecular function: FAD binding; Delta24(24-1) sterol reductase activity. Lineage: Eukaryota; Metazoa; Chordata; Actinopteri; Syngnathiformes; Syngnathidae. Gene Ontology annotation, biological process: steroid metabolic process. The coding region runs from base 191 to 1744 and encodes 517 amino acids. The transcript is spliced from 9 exons. The record is from RefSeq and is a predicted model, not a curated record. Gene Ontology annotation, cellular component: cytoplasm; membrane.